AUGGAAGAUUGUUACCGACAGCACAUGGAGGACCGCGACCAUGUUGCCGAGUUCUCCACUAGCUUAUGCGAAGACAUCUUUGACCUCACUUCACUCUUCUCCACCACGCAGACGGAUCAGUCCGGGCUCCCGUUUGAUAACAGCACGCUAGCAGGGAAAAAACGACCUAGAGGGAGUGAUGAUGGAGACGUAGAAGCUCCACAGGGCUAUUUUGGCGAGAACGAGGAUCUCGAGGCUUUCCGGUUACUUGUCCCAGAACUAUUCCCUCACUGCCCAUCCUUAGACAAUCGCCGACCGGUUAACUUCAUUGAGAACCCGUUUUUUGAGGAUCACUUGGCCAUUGUUGAAAGACACCCCCAUCUCAGGCCAACAAGCCAAAUGAACACUGGCGUCGUCAUCAACGGCUACCUGAAAUUCGUACUAAUACUUCAAAAUGGACUAGACACAUUGGCCAUUUGUGGUGGGCGCACCUUGUUGCCAAAGACCAAUGCCUGGCUUGAUUUAGGCAGUGUCAUUGAUAGUCACGAAUGUGCACGGCAUGCAGCUCUAGCUUUUUCAGCAGGCUAUAUGCUUGAUUACAUUCCUAGCGAAAGGCUUCGAAUCAGAGCAAACUUUCACUAUAAAAGAGCCAGUGAGCUUUUAGCGCUGGCACUUAAUGAUCUGAACAUCUAUCAAGUCGGCAAAGAAGAUGGCGUCAUAACUGCCUUGCACCUCCUUUGGAGCGACGAUAUCGUGCAGUGGGAACUUCGGGAACCAAAAACUGUGAGGCCUCGCUGGAGACGAGGUACACGGACUGCAACGGCAAUACUAGACGCGACUGAUCCAGGAUAUCGGUACUGGAAGCCGGAGAACGUCCAGAUCACCAGCAUAAGACGCAGCAAUGCAAAUAUGUGUGCUUAUGCUGAGAUCUGUGCCCUGCCAGUGACAAGGCUGUUUGUUACAGAGAUAGACAAGCUUUAUCCUUGGCUUCUAGAGGGGUCGGAGGAGGACGUACGCCAAAUCCACGGCGGUACUGGUGUCUCCCCUAAGGUUUUGCAUAUCUAUGCCCAAAUCACACAGCUCUCUGCCCGUAUCGCCGAACUCCCCGAUUCUCCAAUCCUCCCACAUGCGGCAGAUGCGCUCAUGCGGCGGCUAGAGAACUUCCGGCAAACUUCAGAACUAUCAAGAGGACAUGAAACGACGGCUCAGCUGCUUGAAUCCUGCAUCCUGGAUGAACGUGGGUUAGUGCAUUGCGCAACAAAGGUUACUGAAUUAACAGCCGAGACAUGGGUGCAAGCUGCCAAAAUAUACCUCUGUUGUAGAUUCUUCAGGUCGGUCCACACCUUUAUCAUUUCUCCGUGCUCGCCGCACAGAACGAGAUGA
Messenger RNA from Clonostachys byssicola, 1362 nucleotides. Lineage: Eukaryota; Fungi; Ascomycota; Sordariomycetes; Hypocreales; Bionectriaceae. The record is from the annotation of a GenBank genome assembly.